Molecule: messenger RNA, 4235 nt
Organism: Amborella trichopoda
Lineage: Eukaryota; Viridiplantae; Streptophyta; Magnoliopsida; Amborellales; Amborellaceae
Gene: SMC3
Product: structural maintenance of chromosome 3
Biological process (GO): mitotic chromosome condensation
Cellular component (GO): condensin complex; chromosome
Molecular function (GO): ATP binding; protein binding; ATP hydrolysis activity
Source: RefSeq, a predicted model, not a curated record
UUUGAAAAGACCUUCGUUUCCCGCGCUCCAUAUUUCUCUUUUUUCUUUUAAUCUUUUCGCGAUUGCGGUCUCUUCGUUUACAGCUCCUCUAUACCAUGUCUUAAAAAAAAAAACCCUAUUUUGUUUGCCCUGGUUGUUCAAAACCUUAUUUCAGCUAUUUUUUUCUGUAUUAUGAGUUUUUAUUUAUCAGGGGUUUCUGCGACAUUAACGGGAGUUGCCAUGGAAAGUGAUAUCCCCAUGACUGGUGCCGAGUCCCCUUUGACCCGUAGAAAAGAGAAACCGAGGCUUUUCAUAAAGGAAAUGGUUAUGAAGAAUUUCAAAUCAUAUGCUGGGGAGCAAAGAGUUGGCCCUUUCCAUAAGAGCUUUUCAGCUGUAGUUGGUCCUAAUGGGAGUGGGAAAAGUAACGUUAUUGAUGCCAUGCUCUUUGUAUUUGGGAAGCGAGCUAAACAGAUGCGACUGAACAAAGUUUCAGAGUUGAUACACAACUCAACCAAUCACCAGAAUUUGGAUAGUGCAUGCGUAUCAGUUCACUUUCAGGAAAUUAUUGAUUUGGAGGAUGAGGCUUAUGAACCUGUGGCUGGAAGUGACUUUGUCAUUACUAGAGUUGCUUUUCGUGACAAUUCUUCAAAAUAUUAUAUAAAUGAACGAUCCAGUAAUUUUACAGAGGUCACCAAGAAACUGAGAGCGAAAGGGGUGGACCUCGACAACAAUCGCUUUCUGAUUCUUCAGGGAGAGGUGGAGCAAAUCUCACUGAUGAAACCAAAGUCCCAAGGUCCUCAUGAUGAAGGAUUUUUAGAAUACUUGGAGGAUAUUAUCGGAACAAACCAAUAUGUUGAAAAGAUUGACGAAUCCAGUAAGCAGCUGGAAUUGCUCAGUGAGAAAAGAUCUGGUGUAGUACAAAUGGUCAAAUUGGCAGAAAAAGAGCGAGACAAUUUGGAGGAUGGUAAGAAUGAAGCAGAAGCCUUUAUGCUCAAGGAGCUAGUGCUCUUGAAAUGGCAGGAGAAAGCUACCAAGUUGGCAUCUGAAGAUGCCGCUUCUCAUGUAGUUGAGUUACAAGGAAAGGUCUCCAGCUUGGAGCAAAAUCUCAAGGAUGAAAGGGAGAAAUAUAAGCAAAACUCUAAAACAUUGAAGGAUCUUGAGGCUGUGUACAAUAAGUAUCAAAAAAGACAUGAGGAACUUGAUAGUGGCCUCAGAACUUGUAAAGAGGAAUUUAAGGAGUUUGAAAGGCAGGAUGUGAAGUACAGGGAAGAUUUGAAGCACAUGAAGCUAAAAAUUAAAAAAUUAGAAGAUAAAAUUGAGAAGGAUUCUGCUAAAAUCAAGGAAGUGGAAAAGGAGUCUGAAGAUUCAAAAGAGUUGAUUCCAAAACUUGAAGUUGAGAUAACUAAAUUGUCACAGGUUCUGUCAGAAGAAGAGAAGAUUUUGGAAGAAAUAAAGGAGAGCUCAAAAGAAGAAAUCGAAAAAUAUCGUUCAGAACUUCUGGGGGUUCGUGUGGAGUUGGAACCUUGGGAAAGACAGUUGAUUGAAUGCAGAGGAAAGCUUGAUGUUGCUUCAGCUGAAAGCAAGCUUUUAAAAGAAAAGCAUGCUGCUGGUCGCAAGUCGUUUGAGGACGCCCAACUUCAAAUGAAUGAUAUAAAGGAGAAAAAAAGAGUAAAGAAUGCAGAUGUCCAGCACAUUCAAACUGAAUUGGAUAGAUACAAAGUUGAUGCCUCUGAGGCUCGAAAGGAAGAACAGGUUUGUUUGAAGAAGGAAGAAUCACUUAUUCCUCUUGAGCAAGCUGCUCGACAGAAAGUUUCAGAAUUGUCUGCAACUCUGGAUUCCGAGAAGAAUCAGGGAUCUGUUUUAAAAGCAAUACUAGAAGCAAAAGAGUCGAAGCGAAUAGAGGGUAUACAUGGUCGACUUGGAGAUCUGGGUGCAAUUGAUGGGAAGUAUGAUGUUGCUGUAUCGACAGCAUGUCCUGGACUUGAUUAUAUUGUGGUGGAGACCACUGCUUCUGCCCAAGCAUGUGUUGAGUUGCUUCGAAGGAAGAAUCUUGGAGUUGCAACUUUCAUGAUAUUGGAGAAACAACAAAACCAUCUACCUAUGUUGAAGAAGAAAGCGCAAACGCCUGAGGGAGUUCCACGCCUCUUUGAUCUGAUAAGGGCUAAGGAUGAUCGGAUGAAGCUCGCUUUCUUUGCUGCAUUGAGGAAUACUGUAGUUGCCAGUGACCUUAAUCAGGCUACUCGAAUUGCAUAUGGUGACAACGGAGAAUUUCGCCGUGUGGUGACAUUGGAGGGUGCUCUUUUUGAGAAAUCAGGGACCAUGAGUGGUGGAGGUGGAAAGCCUAGAGGGGGACAGAUGGGCACAUCUAUUCGAGCCAGUGUUUCUGGAGAAGCUGUGGCAAAUGCCGAAAAAGAGCUUAGUGAGUUGGUCGAACAGUUGAGAAGCUUACGUCAAAGACUUGGUGAUUUGGUGAGGCAGUAUCAGGCCUCAGAGAAGGCUUCAUCUCGUUUAGAAAUGGAAUUAGCAAAAGCACGAAUGGAGAUUGAUGGAUUAAAUGCUCAGUAUUCUGAUAUAGAGAAACAGCUUGAUUCGUUGAAAGCUGCAUCACAUCCUAGAAAAGAUGAAUUGGAGAGACUGGCUGAGCUUGAUAAAACCAUCGCUGUUGAAGAAAAAGAGCUUGAAAGGCUUCUGAAGGGAUCUAAAAAUCUUAAGGAGAAGGCUUCUGAGCUUCAAAAUAAAAUUGAAAAUGCUGGUGGCGAUCGGCUGAAGAAACAAAAAUCGAAAGUUGAUAAACUUCAGUCUGAUAUUGAUAAGUCCAAUACUGAGAUAAACCGUUGCAAGGUUCAGAUUGUGACUGGUCAGAAAACUGUAAAAAAACUUCAAAAGGCUAUUGAAGAGUCAAUAAAGGAGAAAGACAAAGUUGCUGAUGAUAAAGAUACGAAGGUAGCUGGAUUCAAAGAGGUUGAACAGAAGGCUUUCAUAGUGCAGCAAAACUACAAAAAGACGCAAGAGCUCAUAGAAAAACAUAAAGAUGUGCUGGAGGGAGCCAAGGAGGAGUACAAUAAACUGAAAAAGUCCAUGGAUGUGUUACGAACUGCCGAGGUGGAUAUAGAAGAUAAAUUGCAAGAUAUGAAGAAGCUCUUAAAAGACUGGGAAAUGAAAGGAAAGGGCUACACAAAAAGGCUUGAAGAUAUAAACAAAGAUCUAAAUAAACAUUUAGAUCAAAUCAGGAUAGAUGGUAUAGAUCCUGCAAAGCUGGAGGUUGCCCUAAAUGACAGCACGCUAGCUGAAACUUGUGCUCUUGAAAGAGCACUUGAGAAUGUUGCAUUAUUCGAAGCACAGCUCAAGGAGAUGAACCCAAACCUGGAUUCCAUUCAAGAGUACCGGAGAAAAGCCUCUGUAUACAAUGAACGUGUGGAGGAGCUAAAUGCUGUGACCCAGGAACGUGAUGAUCUGAAGAAGCAGCAUGAUGAACUCAAGAAAAAGCGAUUGAAUGAAUUCAUGGAAGGAUUCAACAAAAUAUCUCUGAAGUUAAAGGAAAUGUACCAGAUGAUCACCCUUGGAGGGGAUGCAGAGUUGGAGCUUGUAGACUCUCUCGAUCCUUUUUCUGAAGGUGUGGUUUUUAGUGUCCGGCCUCCUAAGAAAAGCUGGAAAAAUAUCGCUAAUUUAUCUGGAGGUGAAAAGACAUUGAGCUCAUUAGCUCUGGUUUUCGCACUGCAUCACUACAAACCAACACCGCUUUAUGUGAUGGAUGAAAUUGAUGCAGCCUUGGAUUUUAAGAAUGUGUCCAUUGUGGGUCACUAUGUGAAAGACCGCACCAAAGAUGCCCAGUUCAUAAUUAUAAGUCUGAGAAAUAAUAUGUUCGAGCUAGCGGAUAGACUUAUUGGCAUUUACAAAACGGAAAACUGCACGAAGAGCAUCACUGUCGAUCCAAUGAGUUUUGCGCUUCAAGGGGGAGCUGCUUGAGAUUUUGAUGGAAGUGACAUGUGGGGAGUCUCUCUCACCACGUCAAUACUGAUAUUGUGCAGGAGAGAGAGAGAUCAAGGUUGUAUCUUGGAAGUGUACAACAUUUUGUUGACUGAAUUAUUCCUCUCUCUCUAUCACUCUAUUUUAAUGCUGACAUUGUGUAGGCUACUGCUCAGCAUGGAGAGAGAGAGGGAGCUUCCUUCUGUUAAUGCAUUACAAUGUACACCUCUCUGGUGACUAGUUUCACAACAUUAGGUUGAGUGAAACAAAUUUCAUGUUAUUAAGAUGCA